Molecule: messenger RNA, 1254 nt
Organism: Symbiodinium sp. CCMP2592
Lineage: Eukaryota; Dinophyceae; Suessiales; Symbiodiniaceae
Source: the annotation of a GenBank genome assembly
AUGGUACGUUCGCUGUGGUACCUCAUCCUGUGGUGUUUGAAAUCGCCAAUCAGCGAGUCCAAUCUGGCAGAUCCACGAGGCAUGCUCGCCGUUGAGCUGAGCACCACUCGAAAACUUCUUCUCGACAGUUCAAACAACUCAAAGAAUGGACAUAUUUUUUUACGGGCAGUGGAUGACAUGUGGGCAGUAGUUCGCGAGCUUGGAACUGCUGUGGCCUCCGACGUUGGCGAGGAGGGGCUGGCAACAAUCAGGGAUCUCGCCUCUCUGCGUGCACUGACUGACAUUGGCUUCCUGGAAACUGCGUUGAUUCCGCUUCUCGGGAACGCACGCCAGGCCAACCUCACUCCUAGGGUUAGCACCGACCUGCGGUGGUUGAUGAAACUGCUGCCACGAGGAGAUCGCAGUGCUGUGGCUCUGGGACAUGUGGUUCUUACUUGGGUCAUGCUGAACAGCUUAAGAGCUGACAGCGACGGCUUCGUUCGCAUGGAAAGCGCGUCAUCAAUCACUCAAGCCUUUUGGCUUUCUCAGCAAACUGCUUCUGUGACGGUUCGACAAAUUUGUGAGGUCGGCUUCAACGGCGGACAUUCUGCGUGGGCCAUGCUGUCAAGUACUCUCAGCCAUCAGAGCCGAAUUGGGGAGCGAGUGGAGCUCAGCGCGCAAUUUGACUGUCAGAAUGUGGUCGGCGGGGAGUGCCGGCCCGCUCCGUACAUGCUGCAGAUGGUGCAAGUGCCCGUCAUGGGCAACUCAGGAGGCACACAGUUCUCCAACGGUCAGGUGGACCCUCGGUCGAUGCCGGUGGGUUUCUCGCAGCAAGCGUUUUACGGCCGUGUGCCGGGGGCCGACACCGACCGCAACGACACGGGCGUUGGCAAUCGCACGAUGAACGCAGGGUUUAAGUACCCGGGCGACAGCAUCGUAAUGGUUGCUGGUCAAUACCGAGAGGUCCGGCCAGUUCUAGGGCAAGCAACUGCUCCAGGUCGCUUCCACUGCGAGCCGGCCGAGUUACCUCUCGGCUUACAACUGGACCCUUCGACAGGCACCAUUUGGGGUACGCCGGCGAGCCCACCUGCUGGCAUGGACCCCGCAGGACCAUACCAACAGUUCACCGUGGUGCUUACCAACGCGGCGGGCGCGACAUCCUGUAGCAUCGGCAUCAAGGUGGUGCAAUUCAACCCACAAAGUUUCAGCAUCUCGCACAUCUCGCAGCUUGAGAAGAGCAAGUACAUGGUGUUGGUGGACACACGUCGCAAGUGA